Messenger RNA from Homarus americanus (American lobster), 750 nucleotides. RefSeq lists its product as uncharacterized. The annotation marks the transcript as partial. The record is from RefSeq and is a predicted model, not a curated record. Lineage: Eukaryota; Metazoa; Arthropoda; Malacostraca; Decapoda; Nephropidae. The transcript has 2 exons.
AGACAUCCCUCCCCCAAAUCCAGACUGGGUCACUUGAGGGAGUCGUCUGCCCAACAUCUCAGAGCAGAACCAGGACUGCUGCCACCUGUGCUGCAAAGAUGCCAGGGUGGACGUAUGAACUACGCUUUUACAUACAUCAUGCAAAAUAAUGGCAUUGACACUUGGGAAAGGCAGAUUCGCACAGUAAAGAAGGUUCUGCAGGCGAUUGUGGGCUCACAAGUUUUAGGCGAUGAACGUCUGCAAACACUGUUCUGUGAAGUGGAAGCCAUAGUUAACGAGAGGCCAAUCACCCCAGUUCCAAACACUCCAAAUGAACCAAAGGCUCUCACGCCUGCUGAUCUUUUGCACUUAAGUCAAAAGGGUAAUCUUCCCUUAGGUGGAAGGUCAAUAGGCGAAUCAUACCACAGAAAGUGGAAGCAUGUCCAGUACCUUGCAGAUCAAUUUUGGAAGCGCUGGCUGACGGAGUACCUCCCUCAACUCAGAACUCGACAAGUGCAUUUCAGACCACGGCGCAACUUUCGCCCUGGUGACCUAAUAAUUAUAGCAAAAGCAAAUAGUCCACGCAACAAAUGGCACCUUGGUCGAGUGAUGGAAGUCAAGGCUGGCAAGGAUGGACUUGUCCGACAGGCAGUGGUUAAGACGAUGACGUCCACAAUGUUGCAACCUGUGACAAAAUUAUGCUUGUUGGAGGGAGCAAUGGAAAGGGUUGACGGAGUCUGCCAGGAGAAUGAACUGGGUCUACACACAUGA